AUGGGUGCUGUCGCACCAGCUUUUAUGUCCCAAAGCUUGCCAUCCACGGUCCCGGCUCGUCCACCUGCAUCGGCUAUGAACGGUGCGUCAGUUCCCGCUGCGGGACAGCCGCAGACGCUAGACAGUGCAGCACUCCUUGCUUACCAGCAAGUGCAGCAGCAAGCCUAUGAGGCAGAUAGCGGUUCCUCCUACGGACCUUCGGGCCAAGUGCUACCGCAGACCCGGGACCUGCCCACAGAGGUGAAGUCGUUUGCUGCUCGAUUCAGCAUUGAGGACCAACUUCAAAAUCGAUUGCUGGAGGCCCUGACCAAACGUGGUGACAAGUGGGAGGCAGAUCUCAAAGAUUUCACGGCCUGCCUCUCCCGAGCUCGCAGCCCUGCCGGGUUUCUCAUCGUGAAGCUGUCGGAUCUGGAAAAGGCCAUCGCUGCCGAGACAGGUGCAAAUCCAGCGAAGCCCCGGGAGCUUUGUGCCGACUACCGGCGUGGGGCGUGCACUCGUGGAGUGGCAUGCAGGUUCUCACACGAUGUACCCACAGGAUUGGAUAAAAACAACUUUGCCAAACUCAUUGCCCAGGCGCAGCAGAAUACCUCUUCGGGUUUCAGCAGUGGUUUCAGUGGUUCAAGCGCUGCAAACCCAGCUCCAGCAGAAGGUUUUGGAGAACGCAGAAAGGAGACUGGUCGGAAACCAUCUCCAUCCUCCUCCCGGUCCAGGAGGAGCCGCAGCCGUCGUCGGCCACGCCGCACGAGCCGGCAACGUGACAGCCGAAGCCGCGGACGAAAGAGGCGAUGA
Messenger RNA from Symbiodinium sp. CCMP2456, 789 nucleotides. The record is from the annotation of a GenBank genome assembly. NCBI's taxonomy places the organism in Eukaryota, Dinophyceae, Suessiales, Symbiodiniaceae.